Messenger RNA from Aspergillus saccharolyticus JOP 1030-1, 3028 nucleotides. Its product is annotated as ATP-dependent RNA helicase DBP10. Bases 48 to 2879 code for a protein of 943 amino acids. Gene Ontology annotation, molecular function: ATP binding; RNA binding; RNA helicase activity. Gene Ontology annotation, cellular component: nucleus. The transcript has a single exon. The record is from RefSeq and is a predicted model, not a curated record. NCBI's taxonomy places the organism in Eukaryota, Fungi, Ascomycota, Eurotiomycetes, Eurotiales, Aspergillaceae.
UGCAGGUCGAACCCGCAUCACAAGAAGACAGGCGGCGGAAGACAAAAAUGGCUCCUCGUGCUGCCUCUCCGGCUAUGUCGGAGAAUGAAUUCGACAUCACCAGUGCGUUGUUCCAACAUGAUAGCGAUUCCGAGAUCGAGCAGGUCCCCAACAAGAAGGCCAAGCGCCAACCACUCAAGGCGGCCGCGCCGCAGCAGCUCGAUUUCCUCGGCGACAACAACGGUCCCAACGACGACGACGAUGAAGAUGACGAGGCGUUUAUUGCGGAGACACAGGCGUCGGCCAACCGAAAGGCCUCGAAUCUCAAGGGUCGGACGGUGAAAAAGGGCGGUGGCUUUCAGGCGAUGGGACUGAAUGCGAAUCUGUUGAAGGCGAUCACCCGGAAGGGUUUCUCGGUGCCGACGCCGAUCCAGCGCAAGACAAUCCCCGUCAUCAUGGACGACCAGGAUGUAGUGGGCAUGGCCCGCACGGGUUCGGGAAAGACGGCUGCCUUCGUGAUCCCCAUGAUUGAGAAGCUGAAGAGCCACAGCACCAAGGUGGGGUCCCGCGCGCUGAUCCUGUCGCCCUCGCGCGAGCUGGCGCUGCAGACCCUCAAGGUCGUCAAGGAGCUCGGCAAGGGCACCGACCUCAAGUCCGUGCUGCUGGUCGGUGGUGACAGCCUCGAGGAGCAGUUCUCCAUGAUGGCCGGCAACCCGGACAUCGUCAUCGCCACCCCCGGUCGUUUCCUGCAUCUCAAGGUCGAGAUGAAUCUGGAUAUGUCGAGCAUCCGCUAUGUCGUCUUUGAUGAGGCCGAUCGUCUCUUCGAGAUGGGCUUCGCCGCGCAGCUGACCGAGAUUCUGCACGGCUUGCCCCAGAACCGCCAGACCCUGCUGUUCUCGGCCACCCUGCCCAAGUCGCUGGUCGAGUUCGCCCGCGCCGGUCUGCAGGACCCGACGCUCAUUCGGUUGGAUACCGAGAGCAAGAUCUCCCCGGAUCUGCAGAAUGCGUUCUUUUCUGUCAAGUCCGGCGACAAGGAGGGUGCGCUGCUUUACAUUCUUCACGACGUGAUCAAGAUGCCCACGGGCCCCACCGAGGCUGCGCAGCGUCAGAAGGAGGACGAGAAGAAGAGCUUCAAGGACCGAAAGCGCAAGCGGUCGGCAAUGGACAAAGCUAUCAAUACGAAAGAGUCCCCGACGAAACACUCGACGAUCGUCUUCGCCGCCACGAAACACCAUGUCGACUUCCUGUAUUCGCUCCUCUGCGAAGCGGGCUUCGCCACCUCCUACGUGUACGGUUCCCUCGACCAGACUGCCCGGAAGAUCCAGGUCCAGAACUUCAGGUCUGGUAUCUCCAACAUCCUAGUUGUCACCGACGUCGCGGCCAGAGGUAUCGAUAUUCCCAUUCUCGCCAACGUCAUCAACUACGACUUCCCCUCGCAGGCCAAGAUCUUCGUCCACCGUGUUGGUCGUACCGCUCGUGCUGGUCGCACGGGUUGGAGUUACAGUCUGGUACGCGACCAGGACGCACCCUACCUUUUGGAUCUCCAGCUUUUCCUCGGUCGGCGACUCGUGCUGGGCCGCGAGUACGGCGACCAGGUCAACUACGCCGAAGAUGUCGUCGUCGGAAGCCUGCCGCGGGAUGGCUUGUCACAGCACUGCGAGUGGGUCGCCAAGGUCGUCGAAGACUCAACCGAUAUCUCCAACCAGCGCUCCGUCGCCGCCAAGGGUGAGAAGCUGUACAUGCGCACGCGCAAUGCCGCCGCCCUCGAGAGCGCCAAGCGCGCCAAGCAGGUGGUCGCCUCGGACAACUGGGUCGCCAUCCACCCGCUGUUCAACGACGAAACCUCUCAGUUGGAAGCGGAGCGCGAGAAGAUGCUCGCCCGCAUCGGCGGCUACCGGCCCACGGAGACGAUCUUCGAGGUGAACAACCGCCGCAGCGGUAAGCCCGAGAACGAGGAAGCCCUGAGCACCAUCAAGCGGGUGCGCACGACGCUCGACGCGAAGAAGAAGCGCCAGGCGCAGGCCGAAGAACAGUCCGAGUUCGUCGAAGACGCGGUCACCGGAGCCAAGGCUGCUGCUGACGACGACGAUGAGGCCGCUGGUACUGGUGCCUUUGACGACGACGAUGACGAUGAAGCCACCGGCAUCCCCGACAACAUGUCCAUGGCCUCUGAAUCCGACCUCGAAGUCACCUUCUCCGCCUACGGCAGCAACAGCAACAAGAAGGAUACGAAGGACGGCACCGCGGCGGCCACUUCGUUCCAAAACCCCGAUUACUUCAUGUCCUACACCCCCACCACCACCAACCUGGCCGAGGACCGCGCCUACGGUGUGCACUCCGGCACGAACGCCAACUUCGCGCAGGCGUCGCGCGACGCCGCUAUGGAUCUUCUGGGUGACGAGGGCAGCCGCGGGUUCGGCGAGCCGCGCACCAUGAUGCGCUGGGACAAGCGUCAUAAGAAGUACGUCGCCCGCCAGAACGACGAGGACGGCUCCAAGGGCACCCGGCUGGUGCGCGGCGAGUCCGGCGCCAAGAUCGCCGCCAGUUUCCGGUCUGGGCGCUUUGACGCCUGGAAGAAGGGCAAGCGUCUGGGCCGGCUGCCGCGCGUGGGUGAGGCCGAGACGCCGGGGCUGGCUGCUGAUUUGAACGCUGCCGGUCGCGGCGGCCACCGCUUCCGCCAUCGCCAGGAGCGGGCGCCCAAGCGAGCGGAUCCGCUGCGCGGGGACUACGAGAAGAUGAAGAAGAAGAACGAGGCGGCCAAGGAGCGGCAGUUUAGCAAGUUUGGCGGGGCUGCAGCAGGUGGCAAGAGUGAAUUGAAGGGCACCGAUGAUAUCCGCAUUGCGCGCAAGUUGAAGCAGAAGCGGCGGGAGAAGAACGCGAGACCUUCGAAAAAGAGGUAGAUUUUCCUCUGGGAUUCUUUUUCCUUACCUUUUUUACUAUGCUAUGUAUAUACCAUUUGUUCGGGGCUGGUUAUCAAAAUUUUUUUGUGUUUGCAUUCGUUUACUCAUUGUAGAUACCUCUGUGCUUGUGCAAUAAAUAAUGGAUGGAG